Messenger RNA from Ochlerotatus camptorhynchus, 777 nucleotides. RefSeq names its product calcium and integrin-binding family member 2-like. The record is from RefSeq and is a predicted model, not a curated record. Gene Ontology annotation, molecular function: magnesium ion binding; calcium ion binding. The transcript has 3 exons. Lineage: Eukaryota; Metazoa; Arthropoda; Insecta; Diptera; Culicidae. The coding region runs from base 148 to 705 and encodes 185 amino acids.
CGCCGCUCAUCACACUCUAUUAGUGGUAAUUGAUUUUUCAUAGUCGUUAAUCAAUAUCGUUUAUUAUUUUUCGACAAUCUGUUCUCUUCCAUUUAACGAGUGAAACUUGUGCCCAAGGGGAUAGUGUAUGGUUUCCGUUAUAGAAAGAUGGGCGCUAACGAAAGUUUACUGAGUGCUGAUCAGUUGGAUGAGUAUGCAGAGUUGACCUAUCUUACCCGCUGGGAGGUGCUGUUGAUUUUUACGAAAUUGCAAAGCUUGGCACCGGAUGGACUGGUUAGGGAUUUACAGCAGAGAUUCCCCUGCCGAAAGAUUAUGGAUGUUUUUCCGCAGCUGAAGUACAACCCCUUCCGGGACCGGUUGUUCCAAGUGUUUUCCUCCGAGCACGACUCCCGCUGUUCGUUCGAAGACAUUCUGGACAUGUUUAGCGUCAUGUCCGAAAACUGCCCACAUCACGUCAAAGCGGCCUGGGCCUUCCGGGUGUUUGACUUCGACAGCGACAGCAUGAUCACCAAAGAGGACAUCUUCGUCAUCUGCGAUCGGUUGACCAAGUACGAUCGGCUCGAUCAGGACGAAAAGGAGUGCAUUGCGGAAGUGCUACUAAAAGAGAUGGAUCUGCACAGCAAUGGAAGCUUGGGAGAGUUCGAGUUUAUUCAUGUGAUAUCCAAGGUGCCGGAGUUCCAUCACUCAUUUACCUUUAGGCCGUAGUCUGGUGAGGAAUUACCAAACAAGUGUUUUUUUUAGUUUUCAAUAUUUUAUUCCAUUGUUUUCUUUAUUGUC